This is a messenger RNA of Thamnophis sirtalis, 2119 nucleotides long. NCBI's taxonomy places the organism in Eukaryota, Metazoa, Chordata, Lepidosauria, Squamata, Natricidae. The record is from RefSeq and is a predicted model, not a curated record.
GUGGACUCGCGCUGCCUGGAGGCUGUGGCUGAGCUGCUCCGCUUAGGAGGCGCGCAAAGCGAGCUGCUGGAGCCCCGGGUGCUGCCUCUGCCUUGGAGGAUCCGGAGGUCCGUGGCCUCAACGACGCUGGCCUGACGCCCCUUGCUGCAUGUAUCCACUAGUGUCUGAGCCUUAAACAGCGGCUCCGCUGCCAACGGAAACCUCAGUCAUGUCCGCACAUCUCGCGGGCUGCCGGUCGCGUCCUCUUUCCUUUUGAGUGCUGUGAUGGUUCGCAGCUGAAGUCCACAAGACGCGCGGCGUUGUUUCUACGCUGUCGGAAUCCGAAGGGCUUGCACGUGUUGGGUUGAUCAGGCAUUGCUUGGGCUCCUUUUCACCCCCUCCCUCCCUCCUAGAUGGCUUGCAAACAUGUUAAAACAACGAUUUCCAUAAGGCUGUUGGAAGACACCAGGUCGAGUUCUCAAAAGUGCCUUGAACAAAGUUAGCCACCUUACCAGCAACAUGGUGCUAUCGUUUCUGAAGUGUGUGCAAGAACUUCUGCUUAUAUUUGCCUUGUCUGUAGCCUCUUCCUGGUCUAAUGACUUUCUCUACCAUGACUAUUGUAUUAUUGGGGCUGGCCCUUCAGGCUUGCAAAUGGCCUAUUUCCUUCAACAUGCAGGUCGGAAUUAUGUUGUCUUUGAACGUAGAAAUACACCAGGGCACUUUUUCACCUUGUAUCCCCGUCAUCGAAAAUUGAUCAGCAUCAAUAAACGUUACACUGGCAAAUCAAACAGUGAAUUCAACCUUCGUCAUGAUUGGAACUCAUUGCUUAGCCACAAUAACCAAUUGCUUUUUCGGCACUACUCUCAGGAUUUCUUCCCUGAUGCUGAUACUAUGGUGCAUUAUCUGGCUGAUUUUGCUUCCAAACUAGCUCUCCAUGUGCAGUAUAACACAUCCAUUGUACUGGUGAUGCUGGAAAAAGAUCCCAAGGCUUGGAAUGGUCAUUACUUCAUCCUCAGAGACCAAAAUGCUAAGAAUUACAAAUGCAGUGUUCUUUUGGUGGCCACAGGUAUGUGGGUUCCUCACGAGGUGAACUUUCCAGGUUCAGAAUAUGUUGAAGGUUACGAAUCUGUGUCAAUCAAUCCAAAAGAUUUUGUUGGACAGUCUGUAUUGAUCUUGGGUCGGGGAAAUUCUGCCUUUGAAACAGCAGAGAACAUUCUGGGUGUCACCAAUUUUGUGCAUAUGGUAGGCCGAUCUCGAGUUCGUCUUUCUUGGGCUACUCAUUACGUUGGAGAUCUGAGAGCAAUUAACAAUGGGCUCUUAGAUACAUACCAGUUGAAGUCUUUGGAUGGACUUAUAGAGGGUGAUCUAGAAGACUUAGUUCUCAUCAAAGACAGAAAAGGAAAGCUGCACAUCACCCUUCGGUUCUACUUGGAAAACAGCAAUAGCAGUGACCCAGAAUCUGUCACUCUUCCACAGGAUGAACUAGAUAACUUUGCCACUCGUGCACCUUACGACCGUGCCAUUCGCUGCCUGGGUUGGAAGUUUGACUUUUCCAUAUUCAACAAGUCUGUUGGUUUGAUGCGUGGCAAAGGCAGUAAGAAGAAGUAUCCUUUGAUCAAGGCCAGCUAUGAAGCCAAAGCUACUCGAGGUCUCUUUCUUCUCGGAACUGCAAGCCACUCGGUGGAUUUUAGGAAAUCUGCUGGUGGUUUUAUUCAUGGCUUCCGAUACACCGCCCGUGCAGUUCAUCGCUUACUAGAAGUCCGUCACCACAAAGUGCCCUGGCCAGCCUCCAACUAUCCUGUAGUGCAGUUAACAAAUGCUAUUGUCAAGCGGGUGAAUGAGGCAUCUGGGCUCUAUCAGAUGUUUAGUGUGUUGGCAGACAUCAUUUUGCUGAAAGAGAAUGCUACAAAAUUUGAAUAUCUGGAGGAGUAUCCAGUUGGAGUCCUACAAGAUCUGGAGUGGCGCACAGGAAGAAAGGUGCAGGAUGGACUUUUUGUCAUUGUGAUGGAGUAUGGAAAGAACUUCUCUGGCCCUGACAAGGAUGUCUUCUACUAUAACCGUGCAGUAGGAGAACCAGAGCACGCUUGGCAGUCUAACUUCCUGCAUCCUGUAAUUUAUUAUUAUAAGCAACUUCCCACUG